GCAUAAUUUAUUUUGUUCUUUGUUUCAGCUUUUGCCGGGAGAGCCUAGACAUGGAUGAGACCUAAAGAGCCCGCUUUCGAAAUUUUGGCAUGAAAAUUUUGAACCCCAAUCACUCCUAAUGAGCCCGCCCUAAAUCGUUAAUUCAUUACCUUGUUUUGCAAACAAGAAGUCAAAUUUACUCCACCUGUAUCCGCGAUCUCGCUAGGGUUCUUGAUCUUUUUCAUUUCAUCUUUGAGUUUCACUGCCAUGGCGAGCGAAACCCUAGGAGAGACGAAGCCGGAGGAGGAGGAAGAGGCUCCGGUGGAAGAGAAAAAGGAGUCGAAAGGAGAAGAAGGUGAUAAAGAAGCGCCACAGAAAGAAGUGAUUGAGCAACAAAGUCGAGAUGUUCACGAGAAAGAGGUCUCCGGGGACACUAAGGAGGAGACUGAAGAGAAAGAAAUUGUCGAACAGAGAGUUGAGGAAUCGAAGGAGGAGGAAGCUGAAAAAAGCGAGAAACCAAAGAGGGGACGAAAGAAGAGCUUAACGAGUGACUCUAGUGAAGCUAAGGAUGCCAGUGCGGAGAAAAAACAGAAACUGGAUCAUAAAUCAGGGGAGAAGAAGGCGCCUACAACGCCAGCUAGCGAAAGGCCGACGAGGGAACGGAAGACAGUUGAGAGGUACUCGGCGCCCUCGCUAGGGAGAUCUUCAUCCAGCAAAGGACUAUCGAUUGAGAAGGGACGGGGCACACAGCUCAAGGAUAUUCCAAAUGUGGCUUUUAAACUGUCAAAGAGAAAACCUGAUGACAAUCUGCAAAUACUUCACGCAAUACUCUUUGGAAAGAAAGCAAAGGCGCAGGUUUUGAAAAGGAACAUAGGCCAGUUUUCAGGCUAUGUAUGGGUUGUGGAUGAGCAGGAAAAACAGAAAGCAAAAGUGAGGGAAAAGCUUGACAAAUGCGUGAAAGAAAAAUUAUUGGAUUUCUGUGAUGUUCUUAAUAUUCCAAUGAAUAAGUCCAAUGUGAAAAAGGAAGAACUCUCUGUUAAGUUAUUGGAAUUUUUGGAAGCACCUCAUACCACAACUGAUGUUUUACUUGCUGAUAAGGAGCAGAAAGGUAAAAAGCGUAAGAAGGCCACAACAAGCAAAACUGCAAGUCGUGGAGCAGCAUCAGAUACGCCAUCCAAGAAGCAGAGGAAAACAUCUGGGGUUGGGGAAAAACAAAGGCCUUCAUCCGAAGUUGAGGAAGAAGAAGACGAUGACAAAGAUGCUAAAGAUGGUUCUGAGGAUGAAAAUGAAGACACUAUAGCACCAGAACAGGGUGAUCAUGAGGAGGCAAAGUCUGAGGACGAUGAUGGUGAACCAGAAGAGCAGAUGUCAGGUAAAAAGAGCUCAAAGAAUGUGAAGGAGGGUUCUGCUAAAAGCAUCGAUAAUGCUGUACCGGACCAGAAGAGUUUCCCAGCAAAACCUGCAGAAGGUUCUAAGAAAUCUUCCAAAAACGCUUCUAGUUCAUCUUCAAAAAAAGGUGAUACUGAAAUUGAUAGGACUUUUGGUUCACUUUCUAAAUCAAAGGGAUCUACAUCUAAGAAACCCAAAGGUGAAAGGAAGAAUGCAAAGGACCAAAGUGUUACGAUCAAGGGCAAGAAUACUGGGAAGCAACAAUCAGAUAAGGGAAAAGUUAACAAGAUGCCUAAGGAACCCAGCAGAGAACAGAUGCAUGCAGUGGUAGUAGAAAUUCUGAAGGUGGUGGACUUCAAUAUUGCAACUUUAUCUGAUAUUCUCAGGCAACUAGGUACACAUUUUGGUGUUGAUUUAAUCCAUAGAAAAGCAGAGGUGAAGGAUAUCAUCACAGACGUAAUAAAUAACAUGUCGGAAGAAGAAGAUGGAGAGGAAGAUGAUAAUGCUGAGAGUGGCAGUGACUCAGAAAAUAGUGAGGGUAGGGGUGAUGAUGCUUAGUUCAUUCAAGUGAAUGCAUAAAUGAGGCUCCCCGAACAUGAGGUAUUUUAGAGUGUCAUUCGUCCUUCUGGACUGGUUUCAUGGGGAGAGUUUCUUGAAUGUUGCGAAAAUGUUACAGUUUCGAUCUUGCGACAUUUUUAUAUGAAAAUUCGCAAGUAGGAUUGUUUGUACCAUAUUUCUGGGUAGGUUUUUUUUUUUUUUUCUCAAGAUUGGGGCCAUAAAUUUUUGAACUUCAGAUGUAUUUGUUUAAUGUUUCCGUAUAAAUUUGUAAAUGGUUCUUUUUCUUUGUGAUUGAACCUUCUUGUGUUAUACAUGGUUUAGUUGCUAGUGGGAUGUUGUUUAGAACAAGCAAUAAAUUGGAAAUAACUUUAUUUUUUUCUA
Molecule: messenger RNA, 2307 nt
Organism: Tripterygium wilfordii
Lineage: Eukaryota; Viridiplantae; Streptophyta; Magnoliopsida; Celastrales; Celastraceae
Product: protein DEK-like
Exons: 11
Coding region: 247-1926 (559 amino acids)
Biological process (GO): chromatin organization; regulation of double-strand break repair
Cellular component (GO): nucleus
Molecular function (GO): DNA binding; histone binding
Source: RefSeq, a predicted model, not a curated record